Pongo pygmaeus (Bornean orangutan) is the source of this 1734-nucleotide messenger RNA. RefSeq names its product kaptin, actin binding protein (gene KPTN). The record is from RefSeq and is a predicted model, not a curated record. Gene Ontology annotation, biological process: actin filament organization; negative regulation of TORC1 signaling; cellular response to amino acid starvation. Gene Ontology annotation, cellular component: lamellipodium; KICSTOR complex; actin cytoskeleton. The coding region runs from base 188 to 1468 and encodes 426 amino acids. NCBI's taxonomy places the organism in Eukaryota, Metazoa, Chordata, Mammalia, Primates, Hominidae. Gene Ontology annotation, molecular function: actin filament binding. The transcript has 12 exons.
AGCCUGCGCAACGGCAGGGCACCCGGCGGUUCAGGUCGCUUAGAAAGUCGUAGGUUGGGUAGUGCGGGUCGCGGCGGGGGCUGCGGAGAGUGUGCUUAACUGAGGGGCGUGAUGGGGGAGGCGGCCGUGGCCGCGGGGCCUUGUCCGUUGCGCGAGGACAGCUUCACGCGCUUCUCGUCGCAGAGCAAUGUGUAUGGGCUGGCAGGAGGCGCCGGCGGGCGCGGGGAGCUGCUGGCCGCCACCCUUAAAGGGAAGGUGCUGGGCUUCCGCUACCAAGACCUCCGACAGAAAAUCCGGCCAGUGGCCAAGGAGCUGCAGUUCAACUACAUUCCCGUGGAUGCGGAGAUUGUCUCCAUCGACACUUUCAACAAGUCACCCCCCAAGCGGGGUCUGGUUGUGGGGAUCACGUUCAUCAAGGUACCUAGAGGCCCCUCCACCUCCCUUCGCCCUCCUCCUUACACACAUGGAUUCAGGGGACAAGGGCAGCCCCUUCCUGAACAUUUACUGCGACUACGAGCCCGGCUCUGAGUACAACCUUGACUCCAUUGCCCAGAGCUGCCUGAACCUGGAGCUCCAGUUCACUCCCUUCCAGCUGUGCCAUGCAGAGGUCCAGGUCGGGGAUCAACUUGAGACCGUGUUUCUCUUGAGUGGAAACGACCCGGCCAUUCAUCUCUACAAGGAGAACGAGGGGCUGCAUCAGUUUGAGGAACAGCCCGUGGAAAACCUCUUCCCAGAGCUGACGAACCUGACCAGUAGCGUCCUCUGGCUGGACGUCCACAACCUCCCCGGCAUGUCCCGGCGCCUCUCAGCUCUGGGCUGUCAGAGUGGUUAUGUCCGUGUCGCCCACGUGGACCAGCGGAGUUGUGAGGUUCUGCAAAUGUGGUCGGUCCUGCAGGACGGCCCCAUCUCCCGAGUGAUCGUGUUCAGCCUCUCGGCCGUCAAGGAGACCAAGGACGGGCCACCACAAGAUGAGUACAGCGUGCUCGUGGCCAGCAUGUUGGAGCCAGCAGUGGUGUAUCGGGACCUGCUGAACCGGGGUCUUGAAGACCAGCUUCUCCUGCCCGGCAGUGACCAGUUUGACAGCGUCCUCUGCGGCCUGGUCACCGACGUGGAUUUGGAUGGGCGGCCAGAAGUCCUGGUGGCCACCUAUGGACAGGAACUGCUGUGUUAUAAGUACCAGGGCCCGGAGUCGGGGCUUCCUGAGGCCCAGCACGGGUUCCGCCUGCUGUGGCAGCGGAGCUUCUCCAGUCCCCUGCUGGCCAUGGCUCACGUGGACCUGACCGGGGAUGGGCUGCAGGAGCUUGCCGUGGUCUCCCUGAAGGGCGUGCACAUCCUGCAGCACAGCCUGAUUCAGGCCUCAGAGCUGGUCUUGACCCGGCUUCGACAUCAAGUAGAGCAGAGGAGACGUCAGCUACAGGGGUUGGAGGACGGGUCAGGUGCAGGGCCUGCUGAGAAUGCAGCCUCUUAAGCACCCACGCGCCCACUCUUCCCAGACCUGGGGCGACUCAUGGCAUGCUCACCUCCAGCCAUUGGUGGGGGGUGUCCUGAAGGACAGGAUGCUCUCCCCAGACCUCCCCAGGGUGGUGAAGCUGUGCCCUGGGACCCCAGCUAACCCACUCCUCUAUCUGUGCCUCAAUGUCCCUAUUUGAAAGCGGGGAUGAUCCCAUUCCACCCUGUCCACUCUGGAUGAGAAUUGGCCACCUGAUGGUUAUUUAUACGUCCAGAAGAACAGCA